AUGACUUCGGCGGUGGAGGACAGGCUCGCGCAUCUACUGACCUUGGCGGACGAUGCCCUGAGAAACCACGAGCAAGCCAAGGCAGCCAGCAUCCUCCGUGAAGCCGCCCAGAUCGACUCCAGUAGCGACGCGGUCAAGCAGCGAUGGCUGCGACUGUCGAGUAACGCUCCGGAUGGCUUUACUGUACUCUCAGUACAACGAUACGUCGUGACCGGUCGCCCGGAAGACGCUCCCAACGCCGUGAAAGCGAUCAGGUAUACGCAGUUUUCUAGCGAUGAGGCGAUUGAAGCAUACACCCUCCUCAUCGAAUCCCAACCAGAGAUCUCACGCCGCGAUGAGCUCCUCAGCCUACUGGUGCAUUGUCAGUAUGAGGCCCGGAAAGCCAUCGCUGCCAAGCUCGUGUCAGAUAGUAUGACAGUCAUUGCCGAGAUGUUCCACGUAGGCGCUGGAGCCUUCGACGCCCUGGUCGUUGUCAUUCUUGAGCGUCCAUUAUGGAGCUCGAGCGACCAGCAAGCCACGGUCCAGAAAGCAGUGUUUUGCCAUUGUAUCGAGCAGCUGCAACGUAGCGAUGGGACCACGCCUCGGACACGAGCCCUCCGUGGUAUUACUCGCCAACUCGCUGUCCAGCCAGAGAACGCCAUGGACCUACUUGAUGGUGAUGCUGCUACUGCGAUUUUCCUUACACUGGACUUACGUCUCGAGGAGAGCCUCCGCAGUCAAGGAAUGAUUACCACCUCGAAGAUGCUCGAAGUGACCAAGAAGAAAGGCGAGCGCUUCUUCGCCGACUUCGUAAGGUCACGAGUAGCGAUUGGCGGUGACGAGGACCUCAUUCCGGCUCUGUCGGCCGCGGCCAUGGUGUUUCCGCUGUUGCCCGUUGUGGCUGCUAAGCUGCUCUUGACCGAUGGUGUCAUUGAGCAGCUCGUUUAUAGAGCCGAGAAGCCGAGCGUCCUUGAGAAAGCGAUUCUUGAGCUGCUCAAUGCGGCUUGCGUCGACCGGGCGUGUCGUGAAGCGAUCAAGAAGCAUUGUACAAACUGGCUGAACAAGCUCUCAGCAGAACUGUCGAAUCCCAAUCGUGCGCUUGCCGUACUUCUGUUAACGAAGAUGUGUGAUGACACAAUAGACGAUGUCACUUCCUCACUCUCGGACAUGGUAAUACACAAUAAGCCGGACCGAGAGCGAGCUAUCGAGGGUCUCGCAUACGCAUCACUGCAGCCAACCACCAAGGAAAAGAUCAUCAAUGACGCGACACUAUUGCGCUCGCUUACCGACGCACUCCGAAAGGAGGCGGGCGCUCUAUUCGGUUGCUUGACGAUCUUUGCGAACCUGACGGCACAUCGCCAAGUGCAGUCGGACGAGCAGAAGAAGAUGGCGCAGCUAAAGGCGUACGCAAACGCAUCGAAACCUACGAAAGACGAUCCACUGGAUGACGAGCAGCAUGUCACGGCUCGUUGCAAGAAGCUGCUCGAUGCCGAUAUUGUCGCCGCGCUGGUUGCGUGCUCGAAACAGGUCGCCGCUUCGCCGACUAACAUCCUACUCAUCGUUCGCAUACUGCUAGCACUCGCAAAAGAGCAGAAGCAUCGCUCUAAGAUGGCCCAGCAGGGAGCUGUGAAACUUCUACUACAAAGCCGUGACCGCGUGGCCAACGCUACUGAUACCGAGACUGCUAAGACCGCCUCACAUGCCUUGGCCCGCCUCCUCAUUUCGCUGAAUCCGGCACACGUCUUCACUUCCGCUCUGCCAGUAUCAUCCGCCGUCAGCGCACUGAUCCCACUUCUGAAGCCUCCGGACGCAGAGGGUGAAGACCGCGACCGCCUGCCUACUUUCGAAGCUCUACUUGCACUGACGAACUUGGCGUCUAUGGACGACCCUGCAGCUCGAGAGCUCAUUAUUCGUGAUUGUUUCGAGGCGAUUGAGGAGCUGCUCUUCUCGCCAACUCUGCUAAUCCAACGUGCCACCGUGGAGCUGGUGUGCAAUCUUAUGGCCUCGCCCAGCUGCGCUGCCGCUUUCGCAGACCCAGGAUCCAAGGAUGCGAAGCGGCGCCUGCAGAUCUUGCUAGCGCUCACGGACGUCGAGGACCUAGCUACUCGACGGGCGGCUGGAGGGGCGGUGGCUAUGCUUACUGAGUGGGGAGAGGAUGCUGUCGGCGCUCUCGUCGGCUUGGGGGAGCGGAAGGGUGUCAAGUCUGUGGUGAGGAUGUGUGCGGAUGAGAGUGGGGAGGUGGUAAUCAGAGGCUUGGUUUGCUUAAAGAAUUCGCUUGGUGCGGAUGAGAGGGUGGUUAGGGAGAAUGUGGCAGAGAUGGUGAGGGAAGUGGGCGGGGUUGACGUGGUGAAAGAAGGGCUUAGGAAGAAUAGGAGCGAUGCCGCAGUGUUGCAGGCUGGUGUGGAGGUAUUGAAGAUGUUGGGGUGA
This is a messenger RNA of Baudoinia panamericana UAMH 10762, 2406 nucleotides long. RefSeq lists its product as uncharacterized. The record is from RefSeq and is a predicted model, not a curated record. The transcript has 2 exons. NCBI's taxonomy places the organism in Eukaryota, Fungi, Ascomycota, Dothideomycetes, Mycosphaerellales, Teratosphaeriaceae. Bases 1 to 2406 code for a protein of 801 amino acids.